Messenger RNA from Vicia villosa (hairy vetch), 1164 nucleotides. RefSeq lists its product as uncharacterized. The transcript has a single exon. NCBI's taxonomy places the organism in Eukaryota, Viridiplantae, Streptophyta, Magnoliopsida, Fabales, Fabaceae. The coding region runs from base 1 to 1164 and encodes 387 amino acids. The record is from RefSeq and is a predicted model, not a curated record.
AUGGCACAACUUGAAGCAGUUGCAUCAAAUUAUCAUCAAGUUCAAAGUAGAACAUCAAAUAAUAAUAAUGAUAUUUCUACUUCAUUUGAUAAUAGUAGAAAUAAUGACGUUGUUGUAUCUGCUACUGUUACUUCUACUGAGACUGAUAAUGCUUUCCUCAAAAGAAGUAGAUCAUCAGAGUUUGUGAGAGGAGAGAGUUCGAAUCAAAGUUCACAAGUUGGUGGAGCCUUCAGAAGACACACAAAUCCUCCUCCUCCUAGUUUUCAACAUGAAACUGUAAACAAUAAUAGCAAUAAUAGUGGGUUUUCAAGUAUGUUGGAGCAACAAGUGAACCGACAUGGUAUAAGUGCAACACAAAAUUCUAUUACAAAUGAUUCUCACAUGAUUAACCGACGUCAUGCACAUGCUAGUCAAAUAAAUUUUUUUGCUGAUACACCAUCAUAUAAUAGCCCAUAUGAAUCUAUCAUUGAUGACAAUGUUGCAUGCUUAAUAUUUCCUUCUCGACAAGAGAUUCCUCGAGAAAGCUUCACCAUGACCCGAAUAACUGAACCUAUAUCUGCUUCUACCUCUACAACAUCUCUAUAUCCUUCCGCAAUGACAGGAGGAGAAACUCAGGUUGCAGUUAGUACAUCACCAUUUCAAAGAAAUAAUAAUUUCUUGUCUUCUGAAGCUGUUUCAUCUUUAUCCUCUCGAAGUCCAAGAUGGGAGUUUAAUAGUUUUAAUAAUACCAAUAACAACAACAACAAUAUCAACACUAACUUGGAUAUAUUUGAUCCUAUUGAACAAAGAUUUAAUGAUACAUUCAAUCAUAGCACCAUAAAUGUUCAACAAUAUGUAAGGCUUUUACCCGGAGGUCAUGUGGAUCGAUUUUUAGCUCCAUCUAUUGUUCAUGUGCGGUCUAAUAAUUUUGUACCACAGGGAUCACAACCACCUUAUGAUCCUUCAACAAGUAGUUACCUUCUAAACCCUCCUUCAGCCCCUACGGCUGUUGAAUCUGAUCAAUACAUGCAGCCUGGUACAAUACUGGCUGGACAGGGGAACCGUCGUCGCGGUAAUAACCGCAUUUUCACCUCAACUUCUCCAGAACUUAGGGCUUGGAGGAACAGGCUUAGGGAUGAGGUAUUUUUAUUCUACUUUUUUAAUUACUUGUUAAUAAUAUUUUGA